Molecule: messenger RNA, 2297 nt
Organism: Petromyzon marinus (sea lamprey)
Lineage: Eukaryota; Metazoa; Chordata; Hyperoartia; Petromyzontiformes; Petromyzontidae
Product: BLOC-1-related complex subunit 8-like
Cellular component (GO): BORC complex
Source: RefSeq, a predicted model, not a curated record
CACCGCAACUUUCCCCAACUCCUCACGAAAGUUCCUCACCACUUCCUUCACGAGCCGGCCUCCCCGUCAGGACAACUCCGUCUCCUCCGGGGGACGUCCCCAGCCCCUCGCCUCUCUUUGGCCAGGAGCAGCCGUCUCCCGUGGCCAGAGAGACACCCUGAAGCCGCCACACCGCGGACCCGGGCGCUAUUCUCGCCACGAGCUCCGAGAUGGACGAGCAGGAGCUGCAGCUCAAGGUGAGGAGAGUGUCAGAGCGCUGGACGGACAGUAUGUGGGUGCUGGCCAACGAGCCCUCUGUGGGGCUGUUCCGCGUGCAGGAGCACAUCCUCCGCUCUCUGCCCGAACUGGCCGAGCACAAGACGAACUUCCUGAACGUGGAGGAGAGGAGCAACGGCAUCGUGUACGAUGUGGAGUACGCGUGUGGCGCCCUGUCCAGCAUCGCGAGUAGCAGCUUGUGUUUCUCCAGCGUGGAGGGCCUCCUCCAAAAGGCCAUCAACUUGAAGGAGCAGCUCAACUCUACGCUGUCGGCCAGCCCCCCGCAGCGCAGCUCCGUGCUGCAGCCGGCGUCCGUGAGCGUGAGCAACAGCCCCCCAGAUUUCCCCACUGCCCCCCAUGAACCGACGGACGCUGGCGGCGCCACGGCGCCGGUGGAGCCCUGCAGGGACGUGACGGGGGCCCCCUCGGCGUAGCUCGCGCCGGCACUCUGGCUCCGCGCUCCGCGUGGUGGCAAAGUCCCUACUUCAACAGGACUUCGAACGGGACUUGCGCAGGGCAGUGGAGCGUAAUGUGGGAGCGUAAUGCAGUACAGCGAUGGACUUCCCCGCGCCGUCCUCCACUGAACACGAUGCCAACGUGACGGCGGUCGUUGCUAUAAUUUCAGCGAUGCCGGUCCUGGCUCAACGAGUCCCAAUUCGGCGUAACUUUGUACCCGUGGCCACAGCAUGGGAAAGGGAGGAGUCAGGGAUGUGAACACAUGGAAAAGAGAAAGUAACGGGAGAGGGAAGAGGGAAAAGGAUUGCAAAGGAGCAGAGAAACGGGAGCAGAGAGGUCAUGAUAGGGAGAGGCUACAUAAGGGCCUCAACGCUGCUGCACAGGAACGGCGUCUGUUUUCACAGCGGGAAGGGAGUGGGGGAUGGCUACACAAGUCACGUAAUGUAUGGGAGGCUUAAGCUGAUUCCGAUAGAGAGAUGGGGAGAUAUAUAGAGGUGGAUAAGAGAAAUUAAGCACGUUGCAUGGAUUCCAUAGCACUUCCAAAUGCGCGCUCGUCCCCCGGAAGUCUUUUGAUUAGUGAUGCCGACGUUAAGUUUUUGAGCCACUCAACAAGAUGUCACGGGGAGGCGAGGAACGCACUGGGUGUGUAAUGUCAGUGCCUGGGUCAGUGAUGUUUUUUUUGUAUCGCGCUGGGCAUUGUCACCCUCAAGCUGUGAGCAACUGUUUGAUCAAUUUAGCCGGUUUUUUAUCGAGGGCAAGGCACAGAUAGCAAUACAACUAACAUGCAACAAGCAUCUCAGCCGCACGGAAACAGUGGGGCAUGUGCAUUUAUAGAGACCGUCAUAGAUCUCUCCCGAGUCUGUUGAUGGAGUUCCUUUGUUGAUAUAUAGUCUCUAUGCAAGUCCAUGGCUGUCAGUGAGCGGUGGUGCAGCAGUUAGCACACUGCGCUAUGAACCUGGUUACCCGAGUUCGAUUAUCGUUCACAGCCACAAACACCAGUGACGAAUAUCUGAACUGUUCCUGGGCCUCACCUAGGUCGACUCAGCCUCAAAAGAGUACCUGGUGCGAUGUUAUAAACAUUGGCACUGGGGAAACAAAGGCGGUCGGGCUUACAGGCCUUUAUGGGUGCUCGCUAACAGCACUUGCCCUAAUAGUUUAAGGCUAUACGGGGAUCUGUCUGUGGAUAUAGGUCUGUAUGUUACACUUUUUUCACACCAUGCAAAGCCAACCGUGAUAAUUGGAGGUGAGUCUAUGGUUCUCCGUGUGUGUAUGGGGUCCCUGUGAGGAUAUAUGGCCUCUAUGCAAGUCAAUGACUCAUCGUGAGAGUGUGGAUAUAUGGUCAGUCUAUGAAUCUCUGUGAGUCUAUGGUCUAUGUGGGUAUAUGGGGCUCUUGAGAGCCAGCCAUAGGCAGAGGAGAAGGAUAAGCCUGAACUUGAUUAGGGGCAAGGAGUCUACCGCAUGUAAGGAUGGAGGGUCAGAGGGGAAUGGAAUACCAGACGGCCGCAGGCAGUAGUGGAGAUAGGCAAGAUGUGCAUUGGGGAAUGAUCAUCAUUUUUGUUAAAUAAACGACUGAGUUCCGAUCGCAA